AUCGAAUGACGGCUUUGGUGUACGUGUUCGAAUGAAAAAGAAACAGAUAUCUAUUUAUUUUAACCAGAAUACACACGACACCAGCAGCCCACUGAGCAUCUUUUAAGCCAAUAUUGGUGCAGCUUUGAAUGAAACAUAAACCCGACCGGUUGGGUUUUUGGUAGUCAUUAUCGAAUAGCCGAAGAAGUUGAACGUCAUUUCGCGUGUGAAGCUCGCGAUUAUACAAGUUUCUCAAAACAAACGCACAAUCGGAGCGAUGACGGUGAGCUGUGAAAUCAAGUUUGAUAACAACACCGACGGCAUCUUCUACGUGGGUCAAACAUUGAACGGAACGGCAGCGCUGCAACUUACAGAAGCGGAAACAGUGAAUGGUAUCUACGUUCAAAUCGAAGGCUUCACGGCUGUCCAGUGGAAAAAACGUCCCCCGCAGGGUCAUCGACAUGGUUCCAAGCUUUUCAAUGGUCGGGAAGAGUAUCUUAACACGCUCACGUACGUGAUAGGCGAUGAAACCGGAUCUACCCAGGAGAUUGCACCGGGAACACAUGUGUUCAAAUUCUCUUGUGCGUUACCCGACACACUGCCCACCUCGUUCGAAGGCCAAUAUGGACAUAUCCGUUAUACAGUAACAGUCUGCGUGGAAAGACCAUCGAAGCAAAAUACGGUCUAUCGUGAAGCGAUUACAGUUCUCCAACAGGUCAAUCUUAACAAUGAUCCUACACUUCGUGGAGUGAAAAAGCUCGAGUUGAGCAAACAAUUCGGCUGGUGGGUUUUCAAAUCUGACCCGUUGGACAUAACGGUAGAAGUUGCAUCCACCGGAUUUGUUCCCGGUGAAAAUAUUCCCGUGUUAGUCCAGUGGAAUAACGGCAGCAGUGUAAUAAUCCAGGGUAUUCGAAUCAAGCUGUUCAAAAAUGAGAUAUACUUCGCAACAGAACCGUUUGAGAAAUCGCGUACCGACACGCAGAGUAUCGCAAAAAUCGAAAAUCGAGACAAUCAUGCUCAGGGUAGAGUACGAUUUGAAAGAAACCUUCCGAUUCCAUCAACCCCACCUAGUAGUGUCAGUCCAUUGAUAACAAUAUCCUACGAACUGGUAGUUUACAUCCAUAUUUCCACUGGAGAGAUUCCCGAAUUCAAAAUACCAAUUACUAUUGGAACUAUUCCAUUAACAAGGUUAGCCCCAAUAAGAACACCGCCCGAAAACUCAGAUCUACAUCCUCCAAGCUACGGCUUCAAUGUAGAAGGAUUCUCAUCAUAUCUUCCCGAUAAUAAGGCAGGUGCUCCCACAACAUCACAAACCGCAGCAACAUCACUCGCUGCUGAUUCAACUCAAAUUCCUUCGGUUGAACUUCCCCCUCCAUCGUAUGAAGAAGCUAUGCACGGUAGCACUUCGAAUCUCCAACCGGAUCAAGAUACUCUUCCAGUUGAAACCAAACCGUUCAGCCCUCGAUAUCCAGUGUACAAGUUCGAUGGUUCCGGUCCAAGUCAGCAGUAAUUUAAUGGUUUAUUAAUACUUAUAUGAUGAAUUAUUAGUAAACCAUCCAUCAUCAGCAGACAACAAUAUUUCGUACACUACGUUUUAAGCAAAUUAUUACCAUCAAUUUUUUCCUGGUUUUUCAUAUAAAGUAGCUUGGUUUGGUUAAUCGAUUUUACACCUUAACAAUUCCAAUAUGUGGCCGAUAAUGCAAAUUACACGUGUAAACAUUAACCAAAUGUAUGAGUUUAUUUUAUGUUUUAUAUUUAUUUUAUUGAUUGUUACAUUUUGGUUUU
Molecule: messenger RNA, 1764 nt
Organism: Malaya genurostris
Lineage: Eukaryota; Metazoa; Arthropoda; Insecta; Diptera; Culicidae
Product: arrestin domain-containing protein 4-like
Exons: 3
Coding region: 257-1489 (410 amino acids)
Biological process (GO): protein transport
Cellular component (GO): cytoplasm
Source: RefSeq, a predicted model, not a curated record